This is a messenger RNA of Nematostella vectensis (starlet sea anemone), 2644 nucleotides long. RefSeq names its product medium-chain acyl-CoA ligase ACSF2, mitochondrial. The record is from RefSeq and is a predicted model, not a curated record. The coding region runs from base 91 to 1821 and encodes 576 amino acids. The transcript has 3 exons. NCBI's taxonomy places the organism in Eukaryota, Metazoa, Cnidaria, Anthozoa, Actiniaria, Edwardsiidae.
GUGGCCUCCUGUUACGAUAGCACCGAGAGAUACGGUUACAUUUUUUUUACACUUUCUCAAAUCAGUGUGGAGCUCUCUACAAAACUAAGAAUGAACUCCAAGUUAAGCUACAUUCACGUCCCCCACAAGAGUCCGAUGACCCAUAAUGCCAUUCACCAGUCACUAGACUCCAUGGCCGAGCGAAGGCGUGAUACUGAGGCUCUUGUUGUGUACAACAAGAACCUUGAGAGGGCCGCUAUGACUUACGGGCAGUUCAAGGACUGGUCCCGCUUCUUGGCAGCAUCCCUACUCGAUCUAGGUGUGUCACGUGGGCAGCACGUGCUCCUCAUCGGCGCCAGUAGUAUUCGGUUUGCGGUAUCCUUUAUGGCCCUCCAGCGUUUUGGUGCAAACACUAUUUUACUGGGACCUGGGGGGCUGUCUCAGGAUAAAGUUGGUCAGAUGAAAGAUCUAAGAGUCCAAGCAGUUGUCUUCGACCCUGACAUGCGCGAAACCCAGAGGAUGCAGCUAGAGAAAGGUGUAAGCCAGUUGCUCUCUGAUGUUUCCAAGAAAACCGAUCCAAUACUCGUUUCUCUGGGAGAAAUGGCUUCAUGCAUCGGCGAGACUGAUUUGAAAUGUCACGUGUAUGAUGAUCUGAUUGUGCGUGGACAGCAGAAGGAGUUAGGGAACAAAUUGACCCAAGCAGAAACGGAGGUACAAAUGGAUGAUCCUGCCGUAAUAAUUUUCACGUCUGGAAGCACAGGGUUACCAAAACUUGUCCAGCACACAUCCCACACUUUGGCAUGCGCGCAAGUGCUUUCGAAGGAUACAGCUCAGCCUUUUCGUGCAGAACGAGAAAAACGCUAUUUUGACCGGCCAAUGGCGUGGGGCUGGGGUAUGGGUACAGUUUGUGAAACUGUAAACGACAUUACGAUGGUAUGGGUGCCAACUGAUAUGGCUCUUAACGACGAGACAAACGAAGCCGUGUUUGAAAUCAUGCAGAAUGAAAAAUGCACCACCGCCCCGUUCAGCGUUGCACUUAUUCAUAAGCUGACCAAAAACAAGCUACAUCUAAAGUAUGAUCUUUCAAAUAUCGAGGAAUUCAUCAUGGGUGGACAAAUGUACUCCCAUGCCUUGCAGUCUAGCGUUUUCGACUGUCUGCCAUUUGCCAGAGCCUCGUACAGUCUUGGAACAUCCGAGGCGAUUGUCACGGCAAUGGAAAAAUUUACCAGAGAUGAGCUGACUGAAGAAAACUUUGGUAAAAUGUCCGUGUUGCCUGGGAACGAGGUCAAGAUUGUUGGCGACGAGGACAAGAUAGUUCGGCGAGGAACGCCUGGUGAGAUAUGCGUUCGUACGGCCAUGCUUUUCCAAGAAUACGUCGGCAAUCCCGAGGCCACCAAGCGAGCAAAAACAGCCACUGGCUGGUACCGAUUGGGAGAUAUCUGUGUUAUGGAUGAAUCAGGAAAAAUCAAGGUUCUUGGACGUGAGAAAGAUUUCAUCAAACGAGCCACAGUGAAGAUUUUUCCAGCUGAGAUCGAGAGAGUGGUUUUGCAGCACGCCGAUGUGGCAGACGUUGUCGUCGUCGGUGUUCCUGACCAGCGAUUUCAUGAGGAGAUAUGCGCAUGCGUCAUACUAAAAGCUGUCGAAGAUGACCGAGCUGUAGAAGUCAGGCUUGCAGAGAUAGAGGCCUGGUGCUUAGAGCAAUGUCCCCCAGGAGCCGAUGGUUUGAGUAUGAAGCCUCGUUACUUUUUAUCGGUGGAGUUCUUUCCGUCAGGGACCACGGGGAAAGUGGACCGCCGAGCCAUGAGGGAAAUCGCGAUGAAGAGACUUGGGAUAUGUCAGUAACCACAUUUAUUAUUCGGUGUAUUAAAUUUUAUAGUGUGGUGAUAUACAUUUUUUUAUGAGAACGUCCAGCCUGAGAUUUCACCAAAUUCUAAGAACAUGCUAAGAACAUGCCGAGGCUCAGAUGGCAGAAUUUUUUUUUCCUUUUAAAACCUGGUGCGCUCUUAAAUGCAAAAUCAAAUUUUGCUCAUAGUAACAACCUUAUUAUUGCUAUUGAUCAGUAGUUCAAUUAUCUUCCUAAAAAUUCAUUGGGUAUUAUAUUCUUAUAUACACUAAAAAUUAAGAACAUUGUUAAGAACAUAUUCAAGCCUUAAAAUGUCCCUAAAAUAAGAACGACCCAGCCUCAACUGAAAAUUAGACGUCUUAUAAAAUAGAUCUAGAUAAAUUCCACUAGUGUUUGUUGCUGCCUUAUCACUAAAAUCACCUAAACACAGUGCCACUUUAAAUAUGGUGGUACAAAUGUAUUGCUGAUAGGAAAAAGCUUUGAAAAACACGAAAAAAAAAAACACAUGAAAAACACGUAUAAUGUGGAAUUGCGCGGAAAUAGAAUAAAAACUGGCGAGAAAAUAUCCACGUUUUUUACCUCCCUUACUAAUAGUAACAGGAGCUUAACGAUAUUUUUUUUGUUGAGGUGGAACGGCCAAAGUAGAAAAAUAAUAUAAUUAUCAGUACACAGUAUUUUUCGUGAUUUUUUCUUCAUCCAAGGCCCGAUACUAGUUAUUUUGUAAACAAGGCUGUAAUUUAAUAACUACACAGUAAAGCAUUAUUCUGUCAUGUCAACUAAAAACGAUGUAACUCACGUUAGGAAAAGUUUAUGCUUUGAAAA